Messenger RNA from Lycium ferocissimum, 705 nucleotides. RefSeq lists its product as uncharacterized. Lineage: Eukaryota; Viridiplantae; Streptophyta; Magnoliopsida; Solanales; Solanaceae. The coding region runs from base 1 to 705 and encodes 234 amino acids. The transcript is spliced from 2 exons. The record is from RefSeq and is a predicted model, not a curated record.
AUGAUUGAAAAAGAUAGGGUAGUUGAGACACCAGUGGCAAAGCAGCCACAGCCCAUGGUUGCAAAUCCACCACCUUCAUUCCCUCAUAGUUUGGCAAGACAGAAAGAAGAGGCUACUUACAAGAAGUUUCUUGAUUUGCUUAAGCAUGUACACGUGAACAUCCCGUUGGUUGAUAUACUGCAGGGUAUUCCAAAGUUGCCCACUAAAUUGAACGAUCCCGAAAGUUUCACGAUUGAGAUUUCUAUUGGGAAGCGGGUUGUUGUGAAGGAUCCCAAAAGUUUCACGAUUGAGAUUUCUAUUGGGAAGCAGAUUGUUGCUCGAGCACUAUGUGAUCUAGGUGCAAGUAUAAAUUUGAUGCCUUCAUCUAUCUUCAGGAAGCUAGGUUUGGGAAUGCCCAGACCAACCACUAUGGUUCUUCAGUUGGCAGACAGAUCAUUAGCAAAACCCGAAGGCAUUAUUAAAGAUGUAUUGGUGCAAGUAGGGUCGUUGAUAAUUCCUGUAGACUUCGUGAUUUUAGACUUCGAGCCAGAUCCGAAAGUCCCAUUUAUUUUAGGGCAUCCAUUCUUGGCCACAGGGAGAUCACUUAUUGAUGUAGCUGCUGGGCAGCUCACCAUGAGAGUGCAUGAUAAAGUUGAAAUCUUCAAUGUAUACAAGGCUCUAAAGAUGCCUGCAAUCUAUGAGGGCGUCGGCCAUUCUUACGAAUGA